AUGAGUCCCCGGUACAAACCGCAACGGAUGGCUGGCUGGCUGGCUGGUUUAGUCACCGGUUGUUUCACCAAGGCUUUCCUCAUACCUACGAAGUCUGCUCCGCCGGCUUGGCUUGUAGCGCUGAACCCCGGACGUCCGAGCCAGGACGGAGGAUUCCUACGAGCUGCCCAAGACGGCAAUUUACCAGAAUCUUCUUUUCUUUUCUUUCUUCCUCGCGCAGCUCGGCGAUCGAUGCAGCGAGCUUUGGUCGGUUGGACAGAUAGACAGACAGAAGAAAGGCUGAGACGCACCAGCGAUCCCGCAUAUCCAAACUCCAAAGGGGGCAUACAUAGAACAAGCGCUGAGCUGGAGCGAAGGUUCCCGGUUGCCGGCGACUGCUAG
Daldinia vernicosa is the source of this 381-nucleotide messenger RNA. RefSeq lists its product as uncharacterized. The transcript has a single exon. The record is from RefSeq and is a predicted model, not a curated record. NCBI's taxonomy places the organism in Eukaryota, Fungi, Ascomycota, Sordariomycetes, Xylariales, Hypoxylaceae. Bases 1 to 381 code for a protein of 126 amino acids.